Messenger RNA from Effrenium voratum, 393 nucleotides. Lineage: Eukaryota; Dinophyceae; Suessiales; Symbiodiniaceae. The record is from the annotation of a GenBank genome assembly.
AUGCGGAUUCCCGGGCGAGAGCUGAAGCGGACUCGGCUUUGCCGAAACCAAGCGCGAGCCCGAUGGGCCCGAUGGCCGGGGAUCGCGUCCGGGAGCUUUGCCUCAGACCGAGCCGCGAAUACCAAAAGAUACCCAAAAAAGCAAAUCCAAAAGCCAUCCAAAACACCGCAAAUUGUCCAAGCCGCUUUGCCGCUUUGCCUCUUUGUGAGGAGAGGACAUGUCAGUUGCUCCGACGGCGCUUGGAGCAUUCUGGCGACAUUGAACGAGGGGGUUGCCACUUCCAUCACAUUGCUUCUUCUCACAAAUGCUACCAUGCAGAUUCUCUUCAGCGUCAUCGCGACGCAGGAUUUCCUUGGCGCGGAGUUCUCUGAACAGGUGUGGCGUAGCGCGUAG